UGGCGGGCGGGACAUCUCCAGCGGUGGCCAGGACCGUGCUGUCAGAUCGAUGAAGCGGCUGUUGACCAGAACUCGGCGAGAGAAGGCACGGGCAUCACUGAUCUGUCGUAUCGAUCUCUACCUUUCACCCCUCUAACAGACCUAUCCCAUUUUGCUGUGGCAGGCUGAGUGCCAUUGUCGUCGUAGUGUUGCUGUGAGGAUGAUGACGCGGUGUAAAGCACAUCACGGCGGACUGGAGAUAUCACAGCUGUGAAAAUGGUGGAUCGACGAGACGCAGGUUUUAAUACUGCUGGCUAGGAUGAACUGAGAAAUAUGUGUCUUCCAAUUCCCCCACACUGACAUGGACUCGACCGAGGUGGAACCCGACAUCAGAAAUGACAUCGUCCAGCCGCCAUCUUAUGCAGAAGCUAUCCGAACCCCUGUCCCACUUCCGCUUCCGCCAUACCGGCCUGUAGAGUUGCGCAGUCGAUCACCCCCUCCACCAUACUCAGAGGUGAUUGGUCAGGUAAUUCAUGAAAACAAUAGCCCUAUACCAGCUCAGCCAAUCAGAUGUGCCUAUCAAUCCCUCAUAGCCAAUGAGAAUGGACGAAGGGCAAGACAUUCCCGAUAUUCAUCAGGUCGUUCCCGAAGUCGUCACCCACCGACAUGGAGAACGGUGGAGCUGCAGAUACCCAGGACGUCGACUGAUGCGGCCGAGAACCUCCUCCAGCAGGUGCGACGUCCCCCCGGCUCCCUCCCACAACUGCGACUUCUCCGACCCCCGCUGCAGGACCCUCGACCUCUCCGGAACGGGUUCCCUACGGUCAACAACAAAAAGGUCAUACACAUCUUGGCUGGGGGUCUAGGUUUGCUCAUUCCACUAGGCGUCAUCAUUGCUAUGGCAACCAAAGAAACGCCCCCCGAGAUUGAGACAUCGACCCAGUUGUUGUCGACGCCGUCGAUCUUCUACAUGAAGGGCCCUGGUGUUAACGUGGACAGUGUGCACGACGACAGCGUCCCGCUGGAUAAAGUAGACAAUGUUCGGUUUAAGCCAUUCAGGAGAAAACGACGGACGAUCUGAUACCUGUGUAGCCCUCGUAGUGUAAAUAGUGACGGAUGGAUAAUAAAUGCUUUUUAUUACGUACA
Messenger RNA from Haliotis rubra (blacklip abalone), 1125 nucleotides. RefSeq lists its product as uncharacterized. The transcript is spliced from 3 exons. The record is from RefSeq and is a predicted model, not a curated record. Bases 341 to 1060 code for a protein of 239 amino acids. Lineage: Eukaryota; Metazoa; Mollusca; Gastropoda; Lepetellida; Haliotidae.